This is a messenger RNA of Lactuca saligna, 1023 nucleotides long. The record is from the annotation of a GenBank genome assembly. NCBI's taxonomy places the organism in Eukaryota, Viridiplantae, Streptophyta, Magnoliopsida, Asterales, Asteraceae.
AUGUCAUCUUUCUUGAGAGAGUUUGAGCACCUGAAAAUUCCACUUCAAACCAUAAAAGAUGCCACCAACAACUUCGGUGAAGACAAAUUCAUUGCUGAAGGUGGAUAUGGGAAGGUAUAUAGAGGCGAAUUCUUAGGCUCCGAGGGGGUGAUGAUCACGGGUGCUGCAAAACGGUGGAGUACUUCCAACGAGGAUGGAGAUCCCGAGUUUCAAAGGGAGAUCAUGUUGCUUUCCGAUAAUAAACAUGAAAAUCUCAUCUCACUCCUGGGAUUCUGUUAUGAGAAUAACGAAAGGAUCCUUGUGUAUAAGUACGCACCAAAUAAAAGCCUCGACUUUCAUCUACAGGACCCCAACUUCACUUGGAUUCAACGUCUCAAGAUAUGUCUUGGAGCUGCACGUGGCUUGGAGUACCUUCACAAUCCCAGGGGUGCCCAACGUGUCCUCCAUUUUGAUAUCAAGAGUGCCAACAUCCUAUUGGAUGAGAACUGGAACGCCAAAAUUGCAGAUUUUGGCUUAUCCAAAUAUGGUCCUGCCACCAGAAAUCGCUCGUAUCUUAUCACUCAAGCCAAAGGCACUCAAGGUUAUGCUGACCCGGUGUUCUUACAGACGAUGAUAUACACUAAAGAAUCAGACGUGUACUCUUUCGGUGUGGUAUUAUUCGAAGUCUUGUGCUCAAGAUUUUGUUUUGAUCCCAAGUUCAAUGAUAGACGCCGAUCCCUUCCAAUAUUGGCAAAGACCUCAACUAAAGAAGAGAUACGAGAUAAUUAUGUCAGUUUCGAUCUUAGGCAACAAAUGGAAGAGGAUUCUUUCGAUAAGUUCGUUACAGUUGCACACCAAUGUUUAGGAAAACAGCAGAAACAACGGCCAUCAAUGGAUUUGAUCGUGAAAGAGAUUGAAACUGCGCUCAAAUUUCAAGUAUGUUCUACAACUCUUCUCUUUAUUACUUGCCCAAUAUCAACAAUCGCUACAAAAAAUCAAAUAACAUUGAAACAGCAAUUAAUGCAAUCUAACCCAAAAAACUGA